Messenger RNA from Penicillium brevicompactum, 1167 nucleotides. Its product is annotated as glycosyltransferase family 15 protein. Gene Ontology annotation, cellular component: membrane; Golgi apparatus. The record is from RefSeq and is a predicted model, not a curated record. The transcript has 3 exons. Gene Ontology annotation, biological process: cell wall mannoprotein biosynthetic process; protein O-linked glycosylation; protein N-linked glycosylation. Lineage: Eukaryota; Fungi; Ascomycota; Eurotiomycetes; Eurotiales; Aspergillaceae. Gene Ontology annotation, molecular function: alpha-1,2-mannosyltransferase activity. The coding region runs from base 1 to 1167 and encodes 388 amino acids.
AUGUCCGUCACCAUUCGAUAUGCGCGUUACCUUUUAUUUGCCGUCGUGGGAUUGGCGGUCUUCUUCGUCAUCUCAAAAUCCACCAUUCCCCUUCCCAGCACAGGUUCCACCGCUCCUGCGCCGCAAAGCCCGCCGACCUACGAUUCAGUGAAGUCGCAGAAGCCGACUGUGGUAGGCCCACACCAGAAUGACCGAGUCAAUGCCACGUUUGUCACCUUGGCGCGCAAUUCCGAUCUCUGGGACAUGGUCAAGUCUAUCCGAACCGUCGAAGACCGUUUCAACCGCAACUACAAUUACGACUGGGUGUUCUUGAAUGACAAGGAGUUCGAUGACGAGUUCAAGAAGGUUACCACCGCCCUGAUCUCCGGCCGAACUCACUAUGGAGUCAUCCCCAAGGAACACUGGUCGUACCCGGAGUGGAUCGACGAGGACAAGGCUAAGGAAGCGCGCGAAGAGAUGGACCGCAAGAAAAUCAUCUACGGUGGCUCAGAGAGUUAUCGUCAUAUGUGCCGCUAUGAGUCUGGAUUCUUCUUCCGCCAUCCGCUCAUGAUGAACUUCGAGUACUACUGGCGUGUCGAGCCCAGUGUCGAACUCUUCUGUGACAUCGACUCCGAUCCAUUCCGUUUCAUGAAAGAGAACAACAAGAAGUACAGCUUUGUCAUCAGUUUGUACGAAUAUGUGGCGACUAUUCCCACCCUGUGGGAUAGCGUGAAGAAGUUCACCGGCAACCACCCUGAAUACGUCACUGAUGGAAAUGCCAUGGAGUUCAUCAGUGCUGACGGUGGAGACACCUACAACAACUGUCAUUUCUGGUCCAACUUCGAGAUCGGCAGUCUGGAAUGGCUACGAUCUGAUGCAUACGUGGAUUAUUUCACGUCUCUGGAUCAUGACGGUGGUUUCUUCUAUGAGCGAUGGGGCGAUGCGCCAGUCCACUCCAUUGCUGCCUCUAUCAUGUUGAAGAAAGAAGAAAUCCACUUCUGGGAUGACAUUGCAUACUACCAUGUCCCAUUCACACAUUGUCCCACUGACGAAAAGAAGCGUCUGGACUUGAGAUGCUCUUGCCAGCCCAAGGAAAACUUCGACUGGAAGGAUUAUUCUUGUACCAAACGCUGGUUUGACAUCAAUAAGACGCCGAAGCCAAAUGGAUGGGACAAGAAGUACGAUUAA